Molecule: messenger RNA, 8395 nt
Organism: Cercocebus atys (sooty mangabey)
Lineage: Eukaryota; Metazoa; Chordata; Mammalia; Primates; Cercopithecidae
Gene: RIMBP2
Product: RIMS binding protein 2
Exons: 18
Coding region: 793-4008 (1071 amino acids)
Biological process (GO): neuromuscular synaptic transmission
Molecular function (GO): protein binding
Source: RefSeq, a predicted model, not a curated record
UCCCCGUCUCCGCUCCCAGGGAUAUGUAAUUCUGUGUCAUGCAUCUCCAGGAGAGUUGAUCUGGGGUGGGGAGAUUCGGCGGGGAAGAGAGCGACUGAGGAAGGGAAGGUGGUGUCUUGUGACACAGCUCAUUGUCGAAGUUCAGGUUCCCAGUGGCUCUGAACACCGGGCGCUUGUCCCCCCCGUGACUCAUUAUGACAGGCGCGCUGUGUGCCAGCGGCUCCCAUUCGUAGAUUGAAUUACCAUCCUAUUCAGCUGACACAAAGCAGUUCCUGGCCGGCUCGGGCAGCCCAUGAAUAAGUAAAUAGCCUUCCAGCCGGGUGCUGAGCACAAACAUCCGAGGCUCAGAAAGGCUGGCGUCCACGGGGACAGGAAGGGGGACUGGCGGGGACGCCUGGACCAGUCUGUCUGGUCCACUAGACCACUGAUCUCCGGUGCCUUCUUGGAAAUGACCCGCCACACCUGAAGCCUGCAGGUGCUGAGGCCACAUUCGACCAGACCCAAGCUUUGGGAGACCCCUGGGGAAAUUUCCCACUUCCUGUCCUGAGACCAGGAACUCAGCAGAGAAACUUUGUGGAAAAUGAACUGAAGGAUGCCACCCAGGGAGAGCAUCGCCUGAGAUCCCAUCAUGCAGGCCUUCCCACAAGGGCCCAGCAGCAUGACAAGGUGAAGGCAGAGUAUGUGCAUCUCAACCACCCACUCACCCUCUUGACCAGAGAGCGCGAUUUGGCCUUGAAGGAGAAACACCAGCUCCAAGCCAAGCUGGAGAACCUAGAACAGGUCCUGAAGCAUAUGCGAGAGGCGGCUGAACGGCGGCAGCAGCUGGAGUUGGAGCAUGAGCAGGCCCUGGCUGUUCUCAGCGCCAAGCAGCAGGAAAUUGACCUUCUGCAGAAGGCUCAGGUUGAGGCUAAGAAGGAGCAUGAAGGCGCAGUGCGGCUGCUAGAGAACACCUUGGACAGCAUGCAGUCCAAGGUUCGAGAGCUGGAAGAGAAAUGCCGGACUCAAAGUGAGCAGUUCAACCUGCUGUCCCGGGACCUGGAGAAGUUCCGGCAGCACGCUGGGAAGAUUGACCUGCUGGGUGGCAGCACGGUGGCCCCCCUGGAUGUCUCCACGGCCCCCGGCAAGCCUUUCCCGCAGUUCGUGAAUGGCCUAGCCACCUCCCUCGGCAAAGGUCAAGAGAGCGCUAUUGGAGGCGGCUCUGCGAUCGGUGAAUAUAUCCGGCCCCUUCCACAGCCUGGUGACAGUCCGGAGCCUCUGCCCGCCAAGCCCACCUUUCUGUCGAGAUCCGGUAGCCCAAGAUGCAGAUCUGAGUCAGACAUGGAGAAUGAACGGAAUUCCAAUACCUCAAAGCAGAGAUACUCGGGGAAGGUCCACCUCUGCGUUGCCCGCUAUAGCUACAACCCCUUCGAUGGACCGAACGAGAACCCCGAAGCCGAGCUGCCCCUCACGGCGGGAAAAUACCUCUACGUCUAUGGAGACAUGGAUGAGGAUGGGUUCUAUGAAGGAGAGCUCCUCGAUGGCCAGAGGGGUCUGGUGCCCUCCAACUUCGUGGACUUUGUGCAGGACAACGAGUCGCGGCUGGCAAGCACGCUGGGGAACGAGCAGGAUCAGAACUUCAUCAACCAUUCUGGCAUCGGCCUGGAGGGAGAGCACAUCCUGGACCUCCACUCCCCAACCCAUACGGACGCGGGCAUCACUGACAACAGUGCCGGGACCCUGGACGUGAACAUCGACGACAUCGGAGAAGACAUCGUGCCUUACCCUAGAAAAAUCACCCUUAUCAAACAACUCGCCAAAAGUGUUAUUGUGGGCUGGGAGCCCCCGGCGGUGCCACCAGGAUGGGGAACCGUGAGCAGCUACAACGUCCUGGUGGACAAGGAGACGCGCAUGAACCUCUCCCUGGGGAGCAGAACUAAAGCCCUCAUCGAGAAGCUCAACAUGGCAGCCUGCACCUACCGCAUCUCCGUGCAGUGUGUCACCAGCAGGGGCAGCUCGGACGCGCUGCAGUGCACGCUGCUGGUGGGCAAGGACGUGGUGGUGGCCCCCUCCCACCUGCGGGUGGACAACAUCACGCAGAUCUCCGCCCAACUCUCCUGGCUGCCCACCAACAGCAACUACAGCCACGUCAUCUUCCUCAACGAGGAGGAGUUCGACAUCGUCAAGGCCGCCAGGUACAAGUACCAGUUCUUCAAUCUCAGGCCCAACAUGGCCUAUAAGGUGAAGGUUCUGGCCAAACCCCACCAGAUGCCGUGGCAGCUCCCGCUGGAGCAAAGGGAGAAGAAGGAGGCCUUUGUGGAGUUCUCCACGUUGCCUGCAGGCCCCCCAGCACCCCCACAAGAUGUCACUGUCCAGGCUGGGGCAACCCCCGCCACCAUCCGGGUCUCCUGGAGACCACCCGUGCUGACGCCCUCCGGGCUGUCCAACGGCGCAAACGUUACCGGCUACGGCGUGUACGCCAAAGGGCAGAGGGUGGCUGAAGUCAUCUUCCCCACGGCAGACAGCACGGCCGUGGAGCUCGUGCGGCUGCGGAGCCUGGAGGCCAAGGGCGUGACCGUGCGGACCCUCUCCGCCCAGGGCGAGUCCGUGGACUCUGCAGUUGCUGCCGUUCCCCCCGAGCUCCUGGUGCCUCCUACCCCCCACCCAAGACCUGCACCCCAAUCAAAGCCAUUAGCAAGUUCUGGAGUCCCCGAUACCAAAGACGAGCGCCUGGGUCCCCACGCCAGGAUGGACGAGGCCUGGGAGCAGAGCCGUGCACCUGGCCCUGUGCAUGGGCACACGCUGGAGCCGCCCGCAGGCCCCGGAAGGCGGUCGCCCUCACCCAGCCGCAUCCUGCCGCAGCCGCAGGGCACCCCAGUGUCCACCACCGUCGCCAAGGCCAUGGCCCGGGAGGCCGCACAGAGGGUGGCUGAGAGCAGCAGGUUAGAGAAAAGGAGCGUCUUCCUAGAGAGAAGCAGCGCAGGGCAGUAUGCCGCCUCGGAUGAGGAGGACGCCUACGACUCCCCAGACUUCAAGAGGAGGGGCGCCUCGGUGGACGACUUCCUGAAAGGCUCUGAACUCGGCAAGCAGCCGCACUGUUGCCAUGGAGACGAGUACCACACGGAGAGCAGCCGGGGGUCUGACCUCUCAGACAUCAUGGAGGAGGACGAGGAGGAGCUGUAUUCUGAAAUGCAGCUGGAAGAUGGGGGAAGGAGGCGUCCCAGCGGCACGUCCCACAAUGCCCUCAAGGACUGCACUGAGCAUAGAACCUCUGAAGGCACUUUCUGGGAGCCCGAGUUUCCCCACCAGCCCCACAGGAAGAGACUUUUCAGUAUCCCCGAAGUAGCGGAAGAGGAUGGAGAGUGCUGCGGGCUGCUGCACAAACAGGGUGCAGGGCCGUCCCCCAGGGCCAGGACGGGGCUGGCCAGAGAGACCAGGCCCGGCCGGCCCUGCAGGGGUGAUGAGGCCCCUCGGGGCUCCUGGUUCCCGGUGAAGCACAGGGGCUCAGGGGCCGUCCCCCACGCGGAGGAUUUCCUUCUGGAAGACAGGGGCUGUCGGUUCAGCCGCUCGGCCACCCGGAGCCCGGACAGCGGCCUGGACUGUGGGAGUGAAGAGGAGGAGUCACGGUUUGGCUUUGGAAACACCGUGGCCACGUGCAGCCCAGGCCCUGGCCACUGUCCCUGCAGGAGGGGCCUGAGGCCGCUGCUGGCCCGGCGGCGGACGCUGACCCGGCAGAGCAGCGUCGAGGAGGACUUUGGGGAGCAGGUGGGCCCCGGUGGCGUCCUCAGGAACGACGACCCCCAGCCCAGCCCGGAGAGGCCGCUCCCCAGGAAGCACUGCUGGGGCCAGCCCGCCGAGCACCAAGAUUUUCGGGGUGUCUGGAAGAAAAGCGUAACCAUGCCCGACAGUAGGGCAGCUGCCCCCCACGCAAAGCCACCUCCCAGAGUCGCACAAGGCCCCCUGCUGCGGAGCAUGUGGCUGCUUACGCCAUCUCAGCAUGAACACAAUUUUAGGAGUAGCAUUUUCUGCUAAGCACAGAACCCUCUGUUAUUUAUGGCAAAAAAGAAGGCAGGAACAGCACAAGAUAAAUGAAAGCUAUUUGUAAGUAUUCUUGAAAUAUCAAAUUGGCCUUCUACAUCCAUGUUCUCCCCGCUGAUUUGUUCCUGGAGAGUUUCACAGGGUAAGCACUGAAGGGACCACUUGUGUUGCCUCCCUCGUCCUGGCAUGGGCUCCCUGGGACACUCAGGAUCAGAGCCCGUGGCAGGUGCAGAAGCUGGAUGUCAGCGUGCCUCGGGGGUCCGUGAGCCCCGCCAGAGGGAACGCUGUCUGUCUGCAGAAGACACACGGGCAGCAGAGCUAAGUCCUGGGGGACACCGUGCAGCUGUGUGCGCCCCUGAAGUGCGUGCUCCCCACAUCCAUCUGGGCACCUCCCCUGCUCAUGAGCCAUCAUCGGGCAUUCUGUUUCCAUUCUCUUCCUGACAUUCUGGAAUUCAGCCAGCCGUGCUGAAAGCUAUCGUUUUAGCCAUCCUCAUCAAUCCGCGGAGGGGGAUACUUCUAUUAUUGGAAUCAAUCAUGGCAAGGAGAAUUCCAAAAAGUAUUAUGCAUAAGAUAAUGGAAGCUGGUCAUCAGCAUAGAGGAACCAGGCUUCUGUGAACACACACACACACACACACACACGCGCGCGCACACACACACACACAUGCAAGGAGAACUCUUGAUACCACAGAAGUAGAUGAGGAGAAACCGUCUUGGUUUGGCAUGACAGGGCUCAGGGAGGAUAACUUCCGGAUCGUCUAGGCCCCUGAAAAGCCACCUGGAAUCUCACUGAAAUAGCUGAAGUUUAAAAGGCAACUGGUCUUCUUUUCCAUCAACUCAAAAUGAAGACAGGCUUCAUGAAGCAAAUAGAUUUUUUAAAUUGUGUCCUGCCAAACUUUUUCUUCCUUGUACAAUUCAAACAGUAAGACAAAAAAAAUUUCCUUUUCCAUCUUUACAGUUUUUAGAUUGUUUUUAUCUUUAACCAGUAAAAAUUCCAUGCAGUGUUAAAGAUCCGUAGGCAAUAGUAUUUUCAGUUAACUGAAUAAUAAAAGAUGCAGUCAGGAUCAGAGAACCUUGAUGGUCGUACUACAGAUCAACUAGCAGGGUUAGUGGAGCCCAGAUUCCUUUCGGGUGUUCUAAACCUACUGCGUGUCUCUCAAAUCUUCAUUCACUUUGUGUCCCUCCGGAGGAACUACGGAGCUUAACAAAUAGGUUCUCCUGGCUUUCGUGUUAAAUGGCCUGUCCGAGAUGUCCUGUCUUGAGAAACGCGGUGGGGAAAAGGCCACUCCUCCUGUUCAAGGCUCUCUUUCUCUCUCUCUGGUGAGGGUGAGUUUUCGAGUCUUCACAUGAUGGUAACUUUAAUGAGUGAAAUGACCUGGUGAUGGGGUAGCCAGUGACAAGUUAAUGCUGUGGCCAUUCAGAAAGGACGUCCUUUGGAAGAGGCAUGCUGAGUCUUCCCUUCCAAUCUCCUAGGACUGAGAACUGAAAAUUGGGCUGUGACAAAUCAGCACUUGAGACAGGAAGUCCAAGAAAACCAAUCCUGGGCCUGCAGUCUUGCCAGGGUGACCCUCGCUGUCAGAGUCGCAGGUGACAAUUUGGCUGGAUUUUUCUGCAGCUGUGGAGUUCCAAAGGCUGCAUAUGUGUCUUAAUUUCAGGAGGACACUUGUUAAAUUGGGCAAAAGAGCAAAUCUAUGUCAACACCUUAACAAGGAAAAAGCCUCUGAACAUAACUCGGAAAAGAGUUAACUGACAAACCUAUGAGAGGUUUGCUUUAAUUGUGCUGACUUCUUAUCACGUAGCCAGCCAGGAAACCACGUAAAAAUAAACAAAAACCAGACACUUUAUACACAAACACACAUCUCAGCACCUAUGGUGGUUUCAAAAGGAAACAGAAGUGGUGGGUGCUUAUCACCCACCUGAGGAGGCGGCCCUGGCAAAGAGCCUUGGGAAAUGAACAUCAGUGACAGCUGAACAGACAGGAUGUUCCUCUAGUUCUCAUUUACUUAAUUGUAUUUUUCUUGUGAAAACAUUAGAGAACAAUAUUUUAGAAAUCUGCUACAUUUCAAAAGCAUUACUUUUCUUUUUCAGAGGAAAUUAAGUCUGUAAACCAUAUACUUCCUAUUUUUAAUAAGCAGUGGACCUACAACAAAAAAUAAUAUAAUAGGUUCUCUGGAUUUCCAAAAUUUAAAAAAUGUCCUUCAUGAUUAAAAAACAAAAUUAUGUAGCUUCCUAUCUAAUAAAUUCUAAACCACACAAUUAGCAUAAAGAGGUCUCAACGCUGAUAGAUGUCUUCGUAGAUAUACUUAAUUAGGUUUGGUUUUUUCCUUUAUAAUUUUUGGUCUUUGCAUUUAUCUAGUUGUCGACCUGUCAGACAGAAGGCCUGCAGAUUCACCCUUUUGAAACCGAAGCACUAUGUUUAAGAGGAUUCUAUUCUUAGGAAUCAACUCUGAAUAUCUUCUCUGUAGUCUCCCAUUUUUUUUGUUAUUUGUUAUUUUGGCUACUGAGCCUACAAAGUGAGGAAAGUACAGCACAUUUUCUUCGUGUUCAGGGAGGAAAAAUAAAUUAACUCUAUUGACAAAGCUUUGCCCCUUAAAAAGGAGAGCCUUUUCUUCAGGUUUCCCUGCAAGAAAAAAAAAAAAAAUCAAAAGCUGUCAACUCUGUUUAAUAGAUGAUUCCCUUUAUCUCCACAGAAAUUACAAUGGACAGUAGCAGGGAGGGCGGUCGAUCUGGGCCAGGUAGUGAGGGAAACCUCUCUCCUGUAGAAAACGGUGCUUAUUCUCACGGCACCGGUGGCUUUGGGAGGCCACCCAGGCGGCCAGGCAUGAGCCCUGAUCUCCCACAUGAUAUGCACACCCUUCCUCCUAGCAGACCCCUUGGGCCAGCACGCUUCCUCAGCAGGACGGGAGGCAGUGCCCACUGCCCCCAGGGUCAGACGGACAGCUGCAGGUAAGUGCUGCUUUCAGUCUCGCCUGCCACCAAGGACAAGGGACCCCCAGUGGCCCAGUCCAGCCUGCAGUGAAGCCAAGUUUCCACGGACACAUUCCAGGGAGGCCGCUGCUCUCUCCCUGUUGAGGUCCGGUGCUCAUAACACAUCCAGUGCGUCCUCUCUGGAGGAGCGGACGGUGGAGUCACCGCAAACACACGACUUUAUUCACAUACAUUCAACUCCAAGUGCUCCGCCCACCUCUACCCCACACCUGUCUUCCCCCAACACAACGUGACACUGGGCAGUUCUCUGAAAGGAGCCUUCGUCGGGGGACUGGCCUCAGGCAGCUCUGUGUUGGGGUGUCUGCCUAGAUGCCUCCCGUGGUGUGGCCAGUUGCAUGGUGCAUGUGAGUUUGGACUUGAAGACAAAAUGAUGUGUUUUUGCAGAUCAUGGUCCUUGACUAUAAGCCACUUACUGAGAAAACGCACUCUUCCCUAGGCUCUAGGAGGGACUGGAAAGAUUUUCAAGGGGGAUGUUGACCACCCCCAACUCUCUCUAGGCUCUGACCAUAGCCCCUCACCCCUCUGCACGUUUUGAUGCCACAAACUUGCCACAUAAACUCAGCUGGAAAGUGCUGAGAACUUGCUUGGAAAACGCCGUAGCCAGAGGUUCUCCUCCACCGGCAUUUUUCCGCACCUGGAACUGCAUUCACUAGAUCACACUGACAUGGUCAUUCAGUUCCUCCAGCAGAAUGGAAAGCACAUCCUUCUCACGCAGCCACAGCUGUUCUCCACCAUCAUCCCUGGGUGCGAGAAAGGGCUGCACAGUUGUGCCCGCUGUAGAGGCCACGGAACGCUUCACAUUCUGUUGAACUCGGAUACCACCUGAAACCAGAAAAAACGUCAUCAGGUUUUUUCACUGACUAUCCACAAAAUCAAAAUAGCAUGGAGAAAUUAAUGAAGCCUGCUGUGGAAAAGUUUUGUUCCCUGGCAGAAAUUACAUUUUAGAUUAGGCAUUCAAAAAAGACUCUACAUCUCAAUAGUGUAAACAAUUUAUUACAUUUUAAAAUUCAACGUUUCCUGCAGCCAAAACGCUUUUUGUUUUUAGACUACGUGUUUCAUUUUUUUCUGGUGAAAGAGGCUGAUCCGUUUGGUUCUUUCUCUACCACCUGUCCUGUCUUUUCCACAUACCUGUGUCCUCUCGUCCCACCACCUGUGUUCCUCGUGCUGGGACCGAAGCUCCCGCUGGGCUGCCUCUCCCAAUCCUGCGCUCUCUGCUGCCAGCUGGCGUCUUUCUCACUCGCUUCCGUGACGGUGUUCUGAGACCACCUCCCAGGAUCAGACCAAUAUUAUCUGUUGGUUCCCUCUCCCCCGCCUUCUCUCUCCAUACAUAUAUGCACACAUAUAUCUAAUGUUCAGUGAUACAUAUGUAUAUAUAUGCAUAUGUAUUAGGAUUUCC